AUGGCAGAGUGGUUUAAUGCGUCUGACUUGAAAUCAGAAAAAUUUAAAAUUUCGUGGGUUCAAAUCCCAUUUUCUCCUUAUUAUAUAAAUAAAAUAAUUAAUAUAAAAUUUUAUUUAUUAAAAAUAAUGAUUAAUAUUAAUAAAAAAUGAUUAUUUACAAAAAAAAAUAAUAAAAAAUAUAAAAAACAACAAUUUAUAAAAGCUUUAAAAUUUUCUUAUAUAACUAAAAAAAAAAAUUUAAAUUAUAUAAAAUAUAAUAAUAUUAAUUUUAAUUGGUUAUUAAAAAAAUAUAUAAAUUAA
Eimeria tenella is the source of this 300-nucleotide messenger RNA. The record is from the annotation of a RefSeq genome assembly. Lineage: Eukaryota; Apicomplexa; Conoidasida; Eucoccidiorida; Eimeriidae.